GUAUUGGCCAUGGUUUUAUUUUCUGGUAUUUCUGUUAAGACGCAUAAUCAGAAUCAAUAUGAUUGUUUUGAACCAUGCUAGAAUACUUCCCAAGUUUAAUUAUUUUUGCUCAGUCAAUGAUUUUGGCCAAAAUCAUUUUAAUCUUUGAUAAAUAUCUUAUCUGCUGCUGAUAAUCAUUGCAGACGAGGAUCCAUGUUUUUGUCACUGAUCAAUAUUUGAGGUUGAAAAAUGUAGCAGGUGUUUAACUUUGUACUAUGUGCUCAAAUGUGGUUAUGUAGGCUACCUCAAAGCUGAUGAGCAGAAUAUUCCCUAACUUAAUAAAAUAAUAAAACUCUGGCAUUUUUGUGUUGUAUUGACUAUCUGCUUUUUUAAUGAGGUGAAAUACCUGUUUGUGACAAAAUUACAUUCUUAUAUGGAAGCGUGACAUAAUAGCAUAGGAACCUUUCCCCCAUUACGCAAUAAAUUACAAUUGCUUCUCAAAAUUUUGUUUAUAUUCUGAUGAAUUGCUCUCUAUACCACACCUAUGAGCAUAUUAUAUGUGACUGCAUGUCUCUUUGUAUUUUAUUUCAAUUCACAUUGCUUAUUGAAAAUAAAUAAAAUACUAGACCAAUCCAAUCGAGAACAAAAUGGAAAAUACUUCAAGAGAGCUUUUUCUUGGAUAAAGCCGGAGAAAAGUGCAAUGUCUGGAAAGAAGAAAAAGACUAUCACUACAAAUCCAAAGUCAUCAAUUUUGAAUUACUUCUCAUCACAAUGUAAAGACGUUGCCAAUGAAGACACUUUAUCUAAAAGGGUCGGAAAUACAAAUGGGAAUAAUAAUAAAAGAAAACUCAAAUCUAAAAACACCUUUAGUAACACAAACAAAAAGCCAAAAAUUUUGAACACUGAACUAAUAAUUAUUUCCUCUGAUGACAGUGCGGAUGAAAACAUUGAUGUCAGACUGAAUGAAAAAAGUAAAAAAUCAGUUGCCACAAUUUCUAAAAGAAAAGGCAGAAAUAACGAUGAUAAUUCUCUAUCCCCUCAAAAGAUUGUUCCAGAAAUAGUCAAUCAUGAAUUCAUUCAAAAAAAUAAAAUUGCAAAUUCUAUAUCUGAAGUUUCGCCACACCAUGAUGAUGAAAAAAUUUCUGACUUAAAUUUAUGUAUUUUAAAGACCGACACAAAGCCAAUAACAGAUGAUUCAAAAAUCACUAAACUUCUGCCAAAUGCGAACAUAUCUGAGGGUGAUGCAUCAUCUGUUGAAGACUCAUGUUCCCUAAAUGAAGAUAAGGAAGAGAAAAUAGCAUACUAUCUUCUAAAUUUUCGACAAAUUUUGGACACUGUUUUAGGCAAUGAUGAUGAUCGCUCUAUAUUUGAAGGAUCUGAUGACAUGUUAUGGAUUGAUAAAUUUAAUAAACUACCUCUUCAAGCUCAGAAACUUUAUGUCAGAUUAUAUCAUCGUAAAGUAGCUUGGCUUAGAUUAGAGCAGAUUAACUAUCCUGAUAUAUCAAGCAAUAUUCAUCGAGUAUUGAAGAAAUUGGCAGACGAUGGAUUUUUAUUGUGGUUUGAUCAAAAUAAUAACAAUGAUUUGAGUUUGUCUGAUGUUCUCAAGCUUCUACCUGCACCUAGUCUCAAAGAUCUUGCCAAAUCUUUCAAAUUAAAUGUCAAUGGCAAACAGAAAGUUCAGAUCCAAAAUGAACUUGAAGAAAUGUGUAGAAAACAGCAGAGUGUGCUUGGUGGAUUUUUUAAAAAUAAAAAACCUCAGGCGAAAGGGACUCACCAGAAAAAGUCAGGCUUGGGUAGCAACGUCAUGAAAAGAGCUAGCAGAUUGCUCGGACCUUGUUAUAAAGUUGCUUCAUAUCCAAGAACUGUGUUUAACAGGGUACUUCUGGUAUUUGACGUAACACGUGGAAUUGAUGAUGAAACUGAAUGCUCAUUAACUGGUUCUCAAAACGCUACGGGGCAGGGAAGACAUUUGCAGUUAUCAGCUAUUUUAAUGGCAGGAAUGGGAAAGGUGUCAUACCCAUCAUGCGUUGUGGAUCGUCCUACACCGAUAUUCAGCAGGAGAAAAGACCUUUUACAUUAUGAGACGGCAUUUCAAUUUCAAACUGAUAUUUUAAGCUGUGUGGAGAUGGGAAAUUGGCAGAGGGCUGCUGCAUUAUGUGACUCUGCUCACUCUGUUCACAUAAACAUCAAAGAAAAUGAUAAAGAAUCUUUAAAACAUUCUGAAAAUCUACCUCAAUUCUUACGUUGUUUUACUGCGCAAUGGACAUACACACGUUUGAGGUCAUUGGAGGUUGAGGUUUUACAGAGAUUAAAGAAUUACAAAAAAGCAGUAGAAAUAUUGGAAGAAUUGUUAGACCAAAGAAUGUAUUGCGUUUCAAGAAGGGGCCAUUGGUGGGAGAGACUUGCUCUUAACAUUGAUCAACAUUUAAAAGAUCCAGUACGUUCACUAGAUGUCAUACAUGAGUCUUUACAAGAUUCUGAUGUUCGUGUGGGUCACAAGUUAGCUCUAGCGCAGAGAGUAAACAAGAUUCUUACGUCAAAAGCUGUGAAAAAGUUACCGCAAUUAACAACAACCUAUAAAACAAAACUGAAGCCAAUAAUCGAUAGACUACAGAUAGAAGAAGCUCCUGUGGUUGAGAUUACUGGUCGUUUAUUACCUGGUGAAGUUCAGACUGGAAAAUCAAGAUUUCUGAGAACAGAACAUGAAGAUGACACAGCAACUGAAUCUACUGUCAUAUGCUCUGUAGAAGAGUUGGCUUUAUCUCAUUACAGGAAUCUUGGGUAUGAUUUCGGAAUCCAUGGAGAAGGCGGAACGUUUUCAACUCUGUUCUGUUUAUUUUUAUGGGACAUUAUUUUUAUGCCUGGAAUUUCAGAUGUAUUCAGAACAACAUACCAGACCCAUCCUUUGGACUAUCAUACCGAUGAUUUUUAUCUAACCCGUCACAAAGCUAUUGAAGAGAGACUGAAAAUGAUUGAGGAUUUGAAGGAUGAUGACUGUGUUCUGAUGGAUUGUGACAAAGAUGAAAAACUUGAUGAAUUCGAAGAUGAAGCGUCAACUGUUUUGAGUAUAAUGUCAAUGACAUGGGAUGUGGAAUACGGGAAAGCUUGUGCCGGCAUGAACUGGGACAUAUUUGCCAGCUUAGAGGAGGCGAAGGGUUUUGUUGCAUGCAUUGGUGGUAAAGUUUUAUCUGGAAUAUUCCGGCGCCUAGCUAAAGAUCUUCGUCAUACUAGAAGUGGAUUACCAGAUCUAGUUGUAUGGAAUCCAAUACAAAAAAUUUAUAAGAUGGUUGAGGUGAAAGGCCCUGGUGACAGAUUAUCAACCAAUCAAAAGCUUUGGAUUGAUGAGCUGAUGAGAUUGGGGGCAAAUAUUGAAGUCUGUAAAGUAAUUGCUAUCGGAGGAAAGAAAUUGUUGAAAGAAUGAACAAAUUUAUUUUUGUCUUGUUCAUUAUGCAAGAUUCCAAUAUUUGUAACUGGUAGCAUAGUUUUGGUGUCUAAAAAAUAUUGUGCCCCAUUUGUCUCUAUUGUUUAAAACUCGCUUAAAAUGAAUACUCUAACCGUCUUCCAAAGUAUUAUAUAUGUCAUAAUCCAGAACAAAUUUUACAUAAUGUGCUUACUUGAACCAUUUUCCCCACAAUAUAUAUCUACUCUUAACCCGGAUCAGGGACAAGUGUAGCAAACUGGGACCACAACAUUUUUGAGGCACAGGAAUAAUUUUGUUUCUCAUUUUCAGUAUUUUUUUUUUCUCUGCCUAGUUCAGUCAUACACAUUGCACUUAUGAAUUGAACAGCAUUGAGAUCAAUGCAAUAAUCAAGACAAACUAUCAUCAAUGUCCAUUGUUGGUAUUUCAUAAAGCUUUUAAUACCUCAACAUUUAUAGUUUUGUAAUGUAAAUUCCAUGAACAAUCAUUCUGUUUCAUAUUUGUGCCAAAUUACUAUUUUAUUAGUAUUGUGUUUGCCAAAUCAUAUUGGUACUUUUUCAUUCUAUUUUUGAAGGGUGACUGGCUAUCUAAAUAAAAUUGGGUACUUCCG
This is a messenger RNA of Styela clava, 4007 nucleotides long. RefSeq names its product fanconi-associated nuclease 1-like. Gene Ontology annotation, biological process: interstrand cross-link repair. The record is from RefSeq and is a predicted model, not a curated record. Gene Ontology annotation, cellular component: nucleus. Gene Ontology annotation, molecular function: 5'-3' exonuclease activity; flap-structured DNA binding; 5'-flap endonuclease activity. Lineage: Eukaryota; Metazoa; Chordata; Ascidiacea; Stolidobranchia; Styelidae.